AUGAUUUCACCCACCCUAGCCUCUCUCCUCAGCGGCCGCUCCUCGCCCCCAUACUCCCCGGCGAUCCCAGACUUGGCCGAGUUCACCAACCCCGACGUGCCUCCGUGCCCGCUCGGGUGGGAAUGGUGCAACGACAUGCACGUCUGGCUCCCCGCGGACCUCUCCCCCUUCCUCGACAGCACCCGGGUCUACCGCGACGCCGCCGUCUACCCCUCCAUGCGCGCCACCCCGCGCCCAUCGAGGAAGAUCGCGCGCGUGUUCAGCCCCGAGUUCUGGCGCAAGGCAGAGAAGCGCCAGCAGAGCAUGCCCUGGGACGAGGAGCAGCGCGGUCCCAUCAGGGUAGAGCGCGCCGACGGAUGGGUGCACGUCCACGGCGUCACCUUCUCUCAGCUCGACCUCAUCACCGUCCCCCAGGCCCAGGCCAUGGGUCGGGCGGUGUUUCCCCCAAAGUACAACGGAUCCACCGGACACCCUCAACAUGCGCGCGCGUUGGUCACCAAGACUCCCAGGAGCGCAGGUAAGGCCCCGCGUGCGAGUACCCCGUCGAGCGAGGGAGUCAUGACCCCGACGACCUCGACGGUGCACCCGUACGCGCCGGGCCAUCUCUACUUCCUCCGUCCCCCUCGCCUCGGACGUGCUGCUGAAAACCCACUCUUCCCGAGUUCCGUAGGUCGAGCGGCGCGACGAGGACGUGAGGACAAGCCCGCGGUGAAGACCUGGCUGAACCGCCGUUCGUCGAGGGAGGGCCUGAUCACCCCCGGGAACUCGGCGGCGGCGGCGGUAACUAUCCAUCCUCCGUCUUCUCCCUCUCCCUCUCUUUCUCUUUCUCGUUCCUGCUCUUAUCGAAGUCGACGCGGGCUGACGAGACUUGCCCCCAGGCUCUCGUCCCCGGUGCCCGACGAAGAGCUCAACGCUACGGAGGCGCGCGGGGGAAAAGACGCAAGUGGGAAGGGACAGGCCGAGCGCGGGCCUGCUCACCCCGCGCCCGACCUCACCGACGGUGACGCAGCCCUCGUCCUCUCUCAUCGCCGCCCACAGACGCUAACGAGGCCAGCCCACAGGUUCCUCGGCUGGCACCGUGCGACGUACACUGGAGAAGCAGGGGGGACGAGCGAGGGCCUGAUCACCCCAAUGACCUCCGAGCCCCCGACUGACUCGCCUCUCUUUCCGAACGCAGCGCCGCAAGACCGACCCGCCGCCUGGGCGCCCGACGACCCGGCGAGAGGGAGUAGGGGGGCGCGCGGGCGGUGGGUCGGAAGGAGGGAGUUCUGGAUUGCGAAUCUGGGGCUCCCUCCUUCCUAA
This is a messenger RNA of Sparassis crispa, 1302 nucleotides long. RefSeq lists its product as hypothetical. The transcript has 4 exons. Bases 1 to 1302 code for a protein of 433 amino acids. The record is from RefSeq and is a predicted model, not a curated record. Lineage: Eukaryota; Fungi; Basidiomycota; Agaricomycetes; Polyporales; Sparassidaceae.